Molecule: messenger RNA, 2318 nt
Organism: Uloborus diversus
Lineage: Eukaryota; Metazoa; Arthropoda; Arachnida; Araneae; Uloboridae
Product: dual specificity tyrosine-phosphorylation-regulated kinase 1B-like
Exons: 8
Biological process (GO): peptidyl-threonine phosphorylation; peptidyl-serine phosphorylation; positive regulation of DNA-templated transcription
Cellular component (GO): nucleus
Molecular function (GO): protein serine/threonine/tyrosine kinase activity; ATP binding; transcription coactivator activity
Source: RefSeq, a predicted model, not a curated record
GAGACCAGUCGAAGCAACCAACCUCUAUGUAUGGCCAGCUGGUGACGCAAGAUCAAUUAGCUGUGAUUACCACUAGCACUCAGGGUUCUCAAAAUGAUAUAGCGCUUCAUUCACCUGCUCCAUAUAAGUGCCGUGAUCCAUGUCAGGCUCCUUUGCGAAAACUAAGCAUAGAUCUCAUAAAAACAUACAAGCACAUAAAUGAGGUCUAUUAUGCGAAGAAAAAACGCAGAGCUCAGCAAACUCAAGGGGAAGACACAAGUCACAAGAAGGAGAGAAAACUGUAUAAUGAUGGUUAUGAUGAUGAUAAUCAUGACUACAUUAUUCGGACGGGGGAGAAAUUUUUAGAUAGAUAUGAAAUCGAUUCAUUAAUUGGAAAAGGAUCAUUUGGCCAGGUUGUUAAAGCGUAUGACCAUGAAGACAAAUGCUAUGUUGCAAUUAAAAUAAUAAAAAAUAAAAAGCCCUUUCUUAAUCAAGCUCAAAUUGAAGUGAGAUUACUAGAAAUAAUGAAUACAAGAGAAAGUGAAAAUAGUUUUGAGCUUUUAGGUCAAGAUAAAAUAGUGAAACUAAAAGGUCAUUUUAUGUGGAGAAAUCAUUUGUGCUUGGUUUUUGAACUCUUGUCAUACAACUUAUAUGAUCUUCUUAGGAACACUAGUUUUCGAGGAGUGUCUUUGAACUUGACUCGAAAAUUUGCCCAGCAAAUGUGUACAGCAUUAAUGUUUUUAAAUAGUCCUGAUCUCAACAUCAUACAUUGUGACUUAAAGCCUGAAAAUAUACUUCUUUGUAAUCCCAAAAGAAGUGCAAUUAAAAUAGUUGAUUUUGGUAGUUCCUGUCAACUUGGGCAAAGAAUUUAUCAAUACAUCCAAAGUAGAUUUUACCGAUCUCCAGAAGUUCUUUUGGGCAUAGGGUAUGACAUGGCUAUUGAUAUGUGGAGUUUAGGUUGCAUAUUAAUGGAGAUGCAUGCUGGUGAGCCAUUGUUCAGUGGUGCGAAUGAGGUUGAUCAAAUGAAUAAAAUAGUUGAAAUGCUGGGAAUGCCUCCUAAAUGCCUUCUUGAUCAUGCUCAAAAGGCAAGAAAAUAUUUUGAUAGAUUGCCUGAUGGUACUUACGUUUUGAAAAAAACCAAAGAUGGGAAAAAGUACAAGCCACCUGGAUCAAGAAAACUGCAUGAUGUUCUCGGUGUUGAAACUGGUGGCCCUGGUGGUCGAAGAUUAGGUGAACCAGGACAUUCAGUGUCCGACUACCUCAAAUUUAAAGACCUCAUUAUUCGAAUGCUAGAAUAUGAUCCUAAAACAAGAAUUAGUCCGUAUCAUGCCUUACAGCACAGUUUUUUUAAACGGACAACAGAUGAAAGCACUAAUACAUCUCACAGUGCUAGCACAAGUCCAGCCAUGGAACAGGGUUCUAUGUCAAAUACUGGAGGUGGAUCAGGUACAAGCUCAGGCAGCUCUUCUUCUUCAGCCCCUACACAGUCCACUGGGCGGGCAAGAUCUGAUCCUACUCAUCAACAUCCAUAUGGACAAUUGCAACACAGUUAUACUCAAACUGGAACUUAUAGUGUGCAAUUUGGUGCUUAUCCAGUAUCAACUGUAGCCUUGUCAGCUAUGGAAUGUGAAAGUCCAAUUACAAGUAUUGCUGGUGCUGGUAUAUUUCGAUCCUCUCAGAAGGUACAUGCUUGGAGUUCAUUAGGAGUUGUAUCUGCUUCCACAACUAUUUCACCUAGCAUACCAAAUGCUGCCGGAACUAUUACUGUUGGACAGCAUAAUCAUUCUAGUGCUCCAGCCAGCCGUGCUGGGUAUUCUCAUCUUCAUAGCCACAAUCAUUCCUAUCGAAGGCACCUUCAUCCAACGCAGUCAACUGCUCCCAGUCAUGCAAAUGUACCUUCAUCUCAUGUUUUAGGGGCUGUUGGUUUUGAUCCCCUCCAGUCUUUCCAGCCAUCUUUAACAUUUAGUGUUGUACCUAGCAGUCGAAGCCAAGCAUGUUCUUCCUUGUCAGUUGCGUCUUCCCAGCUAAUGCCAAUGGACAUAAAUUCAAGCAAUAACCUUUUCGCAUCUAUAGAUUGUACGCAAACGUCAAUUAAUAUGCAGCUUGGUGGCUAUCAGCCCGUACUUUAUACUGGAACAGUUUAUAGUGGACAGACUACAGUUCCCUCAUAUCUUGGCACAAACUUUUCACAACUUGACCUGCAUUCGUCAGCAACUCCCACCUCGCAGCCUUCCACUGUCAUAUUGCCCGAUAUGGUGUCACAAAAGCAGUCAGCCGAUAGAGACGAAUCCCCUAUGGUGGGUGUAUGUGUAGAGUAGAGUCCUGUUGCCAGCCAUUGA